Molecule: messenger RNA, 876 nt
Organism: Naegleria fowleri
Lineage: Eukaryota; Heterolobosea; Eutetramitea; Acrasida; Naegleriidae
Exons: 2
Coding region: 1-876 (291 amino acids)
Source: RefSeq, a predicted model, not a curated record
AUGUUUGUGACGCGAUCCAACAACAUCAAGGACAUUUUGACAUUAUCACUGUCGACACAUACUGUCCCGCCGAUCUUACGAUGGUUGCUGCCAUGUGUAUUGGUAUUAAUAUUAAUUUUAUGUCAUGCCAUUCCAAUGACUGGUAUGCAUGUGUUUGCUCCUGCUCCAAUCGUUUACACCGGAAACGGAAAUACAGCACAAGUUGGAUUCAUCACCGACAUUAAUAACGAUCAGUUGCAAGAUGUUGUGCUAACCUAUUAUCAGAGAGAUUAUAAUUUUGCUUCCACUGUGAUCUACCUCAAUAAUGGUUGUGAAUUUGUGAGGCAUUCCAAUCCAUUGGAACCAGUGGUGUAUUGUAAGCAAUAUUUCCUGAAUCAAAAAAUGAUCAAGUGGGAAACAGACCCACCAGUGGUCACACUCCACAUUCCAAAUGAUACUUUCUCUGGUGUGAUUGCUUUGCCUUAUCAUCCCAUUGAAAUUCCUGCCAUUAUCUUUGCAAUGAGUGGCGUCAAGAUUGGAACACCGAUGGAAAAAUUUUAUAAGGGUGACACCCAAGUUCAAUAUCAUGCCAUUCAAAAAAGUGACGAUAUUUAUAUAGGACAGCCUGGGCCUCCAAGCUCGUCCUCAUCGAGUUCUUCGGGUGGAAGUGGUGGCUCUGGUGGUGGCAGUAGUGACAACAGCGGCGGUGGAAGUGGAGGAGCUGGUGGUGGUGGAGGUGGAGAAGGUGGAUCUGUCAGUUCUUCCAGUUCUAGUGGUGGCAGUGGUGGUAGUGGUGGAAGUAGUGGAGGUGGUGAAGCUGGAGGUGGUGGAGGUACCACAGGAGGAACGGGGAGAGGUACUGAAGGCACUGGAAGAGGGUCUUCAUCGAGUUCAUAG